Messenger RNA from Parnassius apollo (apollo), 327 nucleotides. The record is from the annotation of a GenBank genome assembly. Lineage: Eukaryota; Metazoa; Arthropoda; Insecta; Lepidoptera; Papilionidae.
AUGUUCCUUCUGAGCUUGCUACCCGACAUACAAAGUCUUUCAGAUGAACAAAUGAGCGCCUUUAGAAUAAAAGUAUUGAUUCUUCUAGAAGAAAUUAAAAAACCAACGUCUUCAGUAAUCCAGUCACAGCUGCGCCAAUAUAGAGACUAUUUUCCAAUUCCCUCCGUUAAUUCCCAUACUCCACUGGUCCCAUCCAUACCUUCUCCAAUGAAUUAUUCCACCGACUCACAAGUUUUCUCUGGGUAUUCACAACCACAAGCUUUAACACUGACCCCUAUUAAUUAUUCCCAAAAUAUUAACGAUUUUGAAGAUUUUGCAAUAGAAUAA